CCAAAGUAAAUACCAUUCCCCGAAAAAUAAUAACGAUCAGGGAGGAGAGUGGGGUGUGGAAUAGCACUGCCGAUAAUUUUUUUAAGAAUAUGGGAUUUUUGAUUGAUAUAUUAUCCUUGUUAACGUGGCAGUCGACAUUGGAGAGAAAAUCUUAUACCUGCAUCAGUAGUAACUGUACUGUACUAGUAGUUGGGCCACUUUACUCUUGGAUCUUAUAUUAGAUUCUUUGAUAUUGUUUUUGUUUUCUUUGCCUUUAACCUUCACAUGAUAGAUGAUGAUGGGUCUUUUGUACCAUGCAGAUCCUAGGAAAAUCAGCCAAAGUUCUCAGUUUGAUCCAUUCCAUCUCUCUUUCAUUUCUCUCUCUAGGACCAGAAAGGAUGGAUAUCUUCUCUACAGGUUAAUAACACACCGCAAUAUAUUCUUCCAUUUCCUGUGAUGCCAAAGUCAGACAUCAUGGGAAGUUUGGCAAACCCACUACCAUCCACCGGUCCCAAUCUUUAAUGCUUCCCAUUCCCAUGAGUUAUGUAACUCAAACCUUUGGAAACUUCAAUGGUGUGUACCUCCCACUAAAUACCAAACUUCAGACAGAAUCUUCUUGUCUCUAUUAAACUUCCUCAAUUCUCAGUAAUAUCUUCAUCGUCUUCUUCUUCUUCUUCUUCUUCUUCUUUUCCUCUGAGGCAUUUAUACAAGCAGAUUCUUCGUAUUGUAAAAUUCUAAGCUUCAGAUGUUUGAAAGAAAGAUGCAAUCGUCAAAGAGUUCUUCAGUUGGAAGCAAUGAGGAAUUUGCAGAAGUUCUUCGAUCAUCCUGGAUUCGGCGAUUACAUUUAAAAGAACCCACAUCGUCAAUUUUGAAAAACAAAGAAAACCCACCUUCAAUAACACCACCAAUUCCUGUAAAUUCUCCUCCAUCUGAUAACCAAACCACCAUUUCAACCAAUGAAUCUCGUACCCCAAGUUCCAUUUUUAACGCCCCAAUAACUCCUUUUCCACAACCGGAUAAACCAAGUUCGAAAUUGGAUACGAUUAAGUGUUCAUUUCCUGGUUUUGGUCCUUUUCAGUUGAAAAACAGAGCAACUGACUCUAAGAAAGUUACAGUUUUGAGAGAAGAUGGUGAUCAUUUGGUUGACAAUUGUCCAGAAAAUGUGAACAGUAAGAAAAUGAGUUCUUUUUCAGAGAAGAGGUUAGUUAAUGAUCGUCGCGGAACUCCUUUGUCCCCGUUCUUUCAAUAUUGGCCUGAUUCAAAGAAGAAGAACACACCUAUAGAAGAGCAAACGAAGUUUACAGAAUUCGGUACUAGUCCUAAUACUAGCAGUAUUAGCCAUCCCAUGUGUGCGCCAUCUCUGGAAGCUCUUGCCGGUGGUGAAUCUCAGAAUAGGCGAGAUGAACAAUGUUUGGCCAUUACCAGAGUUUCUAGAGACAACCAGUAUUGCUUGAGAAUUGGAGGUGUCAAUUGCAAUGAGAAUUGUGAUAAUGGUGGUGCUAGUAGAAUCCUCAGGGAUCAUCAGCAAAAUGUCGUACUAAGCCAACUCGAAAGGAAUGUUUCUAGAAAUCGAAAUGAGACCGUAAAAGCUUCUUUCUGGAACAUGAACAGAUUUCGGAAAGCCGAACUGUUAUCAUCCAUGUUACAUCCUUGUAGAAGUAGAACUAAAAGAAAAACGCCCAACCCCUUUGAUGAGUCGGCAUGCGUGAAAUUCAGGAAGCUGGGCCAUGAAGACUAGUGUAUCAAAGUUGAGAAAAGAUCAAAGAUGGUGUGACAAUUUUGCGGCUCGACUGAUUUACAUUAUAAAUUCAAUGUCAAAAUCGUUAUCUUCCUACUGUGCA
Molecule: messenger RNA, 1820 nt
Organism: Papaver somniferum (opium poppy)
Lineage: Eukaryota; Viridiplantae; Streptophyta; Magnoliopsida; Ranunculales; Papaveraceae
Exons: 3
Coding region: 725-1717 (330 amino acids)
Source: RefSeq, a predicted model, not a curated record